UUCCGGCGCCACGUGUCUGCGCCUGCGCGGUGAUGAGCAAGAUGGCGGCCAUGCAGCAGCAGGGGGAGGGAGACCAGUUGUUCGAUGUUAGGAACAGUUUCUACAUCGGCAGCUACCAGCAGUGUAUCAACGAGGCGCAGAAGAUCAAGCUGACCAGCCCAGAGAAAGAAGUUGAACGGGAUGUUUUUCUUUAUAGAGCUUAUAUUGCACAGAGAAAAUAUGGUGUGGUACUGGAUGAUAUCAAACUGGGAGCUGCUCCUGAAUUACAAGCUGUAAGAAUGUUUGCUAAGUAUUUGUCCGGUGAGGAUCAAAGAGAUGCCACCAUAGCAGAAAUGGAGAAGAAGAUGGCAAAGAGUGUUGACAUUAACAACACAACCUUCUUGCUGAUGGCAGCCUCGAUCUAUUUACAUGAGCAAAACAUCGAUUCAGCGCUACGUACACUGCACCAAGGGGAGAGUCUGGAGUGCAUGGCCAUGUCGAUACAGAUAUCUCUGAAGCUUGACCGGCUGGAUCUAGCUCGAAAGGAGCUGAAGAAGAUGCACGAGCAAGAUGAGGAUGCCACCCUGACACAGCUAUCGACAGCCUGGGUGAAUCUGGCCAUAGGUGGGGACAAGCUGCAGGACGCCUAUUAUAUCUUCCAGGAAAUGGCAGAUAAGUACACUGCAACCUUGCUGCUUCUGAAUGGACAAGCUGCUUGUCAGAUGGCACAGGGCAAGUGGGAUGAUGCAGAAGGAGUUCUACAGGAGGCCCUAGACAAGGACAGCAGUCAUCCGGAAACUCUCAUUAAUCUCGUUGUACUUUCACAGCACCUGGGCAAGGCUCCGGAGGUUAGUAACCGUUACCUCUCCCAGCUAAAGGAUGGACACCGAGGGCACCCGUUUGUUAAAGAAUAUUUGGCCAAGGAGAAUGAGUUUGAUCGAUUGGUUCUGCAGUACGCUCCCAGUGCAUGAGAAGAAUGGAAUCUGUGUCUAUGAAGGUGGAGGAAUCAUACCCACGAUCUACAUCUUUGGGAAAUUUUCCUGUUCAGCUCCUGAACUGUGGAAAAAUAUUUUUAAAGUCAUGCCUCAAUAACUUAAACGUUUUCACUCACUUGAUAUUCAUUUGGUAAAUAUUAAAGACUUUACCUGUGCUCUGUUUGAGAAUAACUUUGGUCACCAGGCCUGUGAAAUCUGUAAAAACUCUACACAUUCCUAAUAAAAAUAUCAAUGUUA
Messenger RNA from Carcharodon carcharias (great white shark), 1211 nucleotides. RefSeq names its product COPI coat complex subunit epsilon (gene cope). Gene Ontology annotation, molecular function: structural molecule activity; protein binding. The transcript has 10 exons. Lineage: Eukaryota; Metazoa; Chordata; Chondrichthyes; Lamniformes; Lamnidae. Gene Ontology annotation, cellular component: COPI vesicle coat. The record is from RefSeq and is a predicted model, not a curated record. Gene Ontology annotation, biological process: endoplasmic reticulum to Golgi vesicle-mediated transport; retrograde vesicle-mediated transport, Golgi to endoplasmic reticulum; intra-Golgi vesicle-mediated transport. The coding region runs from base 33 to 950 and encodes 305 amino acids.